AUGGAUCUUUCCGGCUCUCCCCUUCUGUCUUGUCGCCCUCUCUCUCGCCCCUCCAUUCCCGUCGCCCUCUCUCUCUCCGCGCCCUUCUCGUCGCCCCUCUCAUCUCGUCGCGCUCUCUCUAUCCGUGCCCUUCCCGUCGCCUCCCUUCCCAUCGCGCUCUCUCUCUUUCCUCCCUUCCCGUCGCCCUCUCUCUCGCCCCUCCCUUCCCAUCGCGCUCUCUCUCUCCGCGCCCUUCUCAUCGCCCUCUCUCUCGCCCCUCUCAUCUCGUCGCGCUCUCUCUAUCCGCGCCCUUCCCGUCGCCUCCCUUCCCGCCGCCAUCUCUCUCUCCCCUCCCUUCCCGUCGCCCUCUCUCUCGCCCCUCCCUUCCCGUCGUGCUCUCUCUCUCUCCGCGCCCUUCCCAUCGCCCUCUCUCCCGUCGCCCUCUCUCCCAUCGCCUUCGCUCUCUUCUUUGCUCUGUCCCGGCGUUAUAUAUAUGCUUGCCUUCCGGCGAAGUGCUCUUCCGCCUCUCGCGCGAUCGUUACGGUUCCUGUCAUUGUCGGCACCACGAAACGCUCUCGAGUAGUCGCCAUUGCGCUCCUCUCUACCCGCGCCAUCGCCCCUCCCUUCCCUUCCCCACGAUAUUGCCAUCACCCUUUCCUUUCGAUCAGCGUACCUUUAUUCCACCCCGUCUCGUCGCCCUCAAGAACUCCCCUACCUUCGCGUCUUCUUGUUGUUCUCCCAUCCCCUUUCUUCGCCCUCGGUGUCUCCGCUCCCCUCCCGUCUUUCUUCCUCUCUCCGCUCCCCUAA
Molecule: messenger RNA, 786 nt
Organism: Closterium sp. NIES-65
Lineage: Eukaryota; Viridiplantae; Streptophyta; Zygnematophyceae; Desmidiales; Closteriaceae
Source: the annotation of a GenBank genome assembly